This is a messenger RNA of Paramuricea clavata, 930 nucleotides long. Lineage: Eukaryota; Metazoa; Cnidaria; Anthozoa; Malacalcyonacea; Plexauridae. The record is from the annotation of a GenBank genome assembly.
AUGUUUUCCAAGAAAACAGUUACUCUUUCCACUCGUGACCCUCCAUGGAUGUCUCCACUCUUAAAGUAUUUAAUAAGAAAAAGAUCAAAGGCGAAGUCAAGGAGAAAGCUAUCUAUUGCGGCAGAAUUAACAGAACGAAUAUCUGGAAUAAUUUCACAUAAUCGAACAAAAAUGGCAAAGUCCGAGUGUACUGGCACAAGUCAAUGGUGGAAAAACGUUAACUUUUUGUCACAUAGAAGAAAUCGAGCACAUAUUAUACUUGACAACGAGUUCAAAGAAAACUUGAACGAUUACUUUGGAGAGUUAUGUUGGGAUAGAGAUUAUGAACAGCCAACGUUGAUGGAGAUAGAUUCAAUCACAAUAAAACCUCCUCAGUUUAGCAUAACCCAGGUUAAGAACGCUUUGUUGAAAAUAAGGAAAACCGCAACAGGCCCUGAUGAAAUUCCAUUUGGGGUAUGGAAAGAAAACGCUGAUGUAUUUGCACCUGUUAUGACCAAGAUUUGGAAUGAAUCUCUCUCUACAUCCACAUGGCCUACCUCUUGGAAAAUUUCUCGUAUAGAUCCUUUACCAAAAGUCGAGAAUCCAAAGGAAUAUUGUGAAUUUAGAGGUAUAAACGUCACACCUGUGAUUGGACGAUGCUUCGAAAGAACGGUUUAUCAUUAUCAUAGUAAAAGAUCUUUCGAGGCUGAGUUAUCAUCUUCCCAGUUUGCUUAUCGAAUCGGUGGGUGUAGCACAGACGCCUUAAUUAAAUUACAGUAUAUGUACCUGGAAGAACUAGAAGAACCAAAUUGUGAUGCAGUGAGAUUAAUUGCAAUGGACUUUUCCAAAGCAUUUGAUAAUGUAAAACACGCAAAACUGAAUGAAAAAUUGAAAUCGAGUUCUAUGAACCCUUAUUUAGUAAAUUGGUACUUAAAUUUCUUAAAAGAUUGA